AUGGCAACCAGAAGAUAUGCGGUUGGAAGAAUGGAUGAAGCAAACCAUCCAGACUCCAUAAGAGCUACCGUAGCUGAAUUCUUCUCCACUUGCAUCUUUGUCUUUGCUGGAGAAGGCUCCGCCCUUGCUCUAAGUAAGAUAUAUAGGGAUGAAGGUGCAUCAGCAGGUGAACUAGUGGUACUUGCACUAGCUCAUGCUUUUUCACUAUUUGCCGCUGUUUCUGCUAGCGCGCAUGUAUCAGGUGGCCAUGUGAAUCCAGCUGUCACUUUUGGUGCACUUAUUGGUGGUAGAAUCUCAGUUCUUAAAGCUGUUUAUUACUGGAUUGCUCAGCUUCUUGGUUCUGUUGUAGCUUCUCUUUUAUUGAGGCUUGUCACUAACAACAUGAGACCACAGGCCUUCAAUCUGGCGAAAAAUGUUGGUGCGGGACACGGGCUUCUACUUGAGAUUGCGAUGACAUUUGGUUUAAUGUAUGUUGUAUAUGCUACUGCCAUUGAUCCCAAAAGAGGCACCAUUGGCUCAAUUGCACCCUUAGCAAUUGGACUGGUUGUUGGAGCAAAUGUUCUAGCUGGUGGGCCAUUUGAUGGGGCAUGCAUGAACCCUGCUCGGGCUUUCGGGCCUGCUUUAGUGGGCUGGAGAUGGGAUUAUCAUUGGAUCUUCUGGGUGGGUCCAUUGAUUGGAGCAGCAAUAGCAGCGGUUAUUUAUGAAUAUAUUAUGGUUCCAACUGUGCCUUCUCAGACUCAUCCUCAAAAUCAACCUUUGGUUGCUGAAGAUUACUAG
This is a messenger RNA of Vicia faba (fava bean), 777 nucleotides long. NCBI's taxonomy places the organism in Eukaryota, Viridiplantae, Streptophyta, Magnoliopsida, Fabales, Fabaceae. The record is from the annotation of a GenBank genome assembly.